CGCGGACUCAAAACCCUCAGGCAGCGGCCGCUGAACACUGCUGUCGCCGCUACUGUCCAGAGUCAUGAUGGACCUUACUUAUCAGUCCAUGAAAACCGCCCAUCAAGCCCGGGAGGCAGAUGAGCUGAAGACCGAAAUGAGAAAGAAAAGCAUCCUUGUUCUGAUCUACCACCAUCUACUGGGACAGGGCUAUGUAGCAGCAGCAGUGGCCUUGGAUCAGGCCACAAAUGGAGUGAUGGGGAGGUUCGAGGUUUGUGAUAACAUCGAUCUGGAGAUGGUGCUAAUGGAGUAUGAGAAUUAUCACUAUGUCAAGUUCCAGAAGAAUCCCAAACUUAUCAGGAGAACGACAGAACCAGGUGAGACGAAACAUCCGAAAAGUGGUGGAAUGAAAAGGACCACCUCUUUGACUUGUAAGACUCUUCCAAAAAUCCUGUCAUCCUCAACACUGCAGUCUGGAAACACAGCCAAGAAGGCAGUCACCAGUGUACAUCCAAAAGCAGAGGACAAUUGUGCUGUGAAUGCAGAGCCUUCAGAUUUUGGUGUCAGCAUUUCAGCCAUCAAAAAUGGGGCAGCUGGAGAGGGUUCCUUGAACAGGAAGGGCCAAGUCACUGAUGAUGUCAAAGGAGCUGGUUCUGAUUCAGAGAGCAAAUUGCAGGAGCGGCUGCUGAAGCCCCUCAGUGGCUUUUCUGGGAUGAGUGGUGAGAUGAGAGAGCUGGCUACAAUCAUCAGCAGGGACAUCUAUUUGCAAAGCCCAAAUGUGAGGUGGGAGGACAUCAUCGGUCUGGAGGAUGCCAAGCGAUUAGUCAAAGAGGCUGUCGUUUAUCCCAUUAAGUACCCCCGGCUGUUUACGGGCAUCCUUUCUCCAUGGAAAGGUUUGCUGCUCUAUGGUCCCCCAGGAACAGGCAAGACACUCCUGGCCAAAGCUGUGGCAACCGAGUGCAAGACAACCUUCUUCAACAUCUCAGCCUCCAGCAUUGUCAGCAAGUGGAGAGGGGACUCAGAAAAACUGGUCAAGGUUCUGUUUGAGCUGGCCAGAUACCAUGCUCCAUCCACCAUCUUCCUGGAUGAGUUAGAGUCAGUGAUGAGCCAAAGAGGUGCCGGCUUGGGGAGUGAGCACGAGGGGAGUCGGAGGAUGAAGACAGAGCUGCUGGUUCAGAUGGAUGGACUUGCAAGAUCAGAGGACCUGGUGUUUGUACUUGCCGCUUCCAACCUGCCCUGGGAACUGGACCACGCAAUGCUGAGGAGGUUAGAGAAGAGGAUUCUAGUGAGUCUUCCCUCCUCACUCGCUCGGCAAGUUAUGAUCUCUCAUUGGCUUCCUUCUCUCAGCUCCAUCGGAGGGGUGGAGCUAACAACUGUGUUGGACUAUAAAAUGCUGGCAAAGGAAACUGAGGGAUACUCUGGGUCUGAUAUCAGAUUGGUGUGUAAGGAGGCUGCUAUGAGACCAGUUCGCAAGGUCUUUGAUGUUCUGGAGUCGCAUCGGGAUGAAACAGGCGAUAUGUCUGACAUCCAGCUGGAAACUGUAACGACAGCUGAUUUUAUGGAAGUAAUCGGGCACACCAAACCAUCUGCCCGAAACCUGAUGGACAAGUACACAGCCUGGGAGAGAGAGUACAUGUCUGUUUGAUGCUCCCACAGACACGGGGGGCUAAAGGAAGAAUAAAGAGAAAUCCAAAACCCACUCCCUGCAGUUACACUUAGAGGGCAUAUGGAGAAAUGAUUUUACAAGCACUGCUUUUUUUCCCCCAAGCAUUGCAUAUUUGUGCCAUUUCACUGUAAGUUGGAGUUGUACAGGUUUUAAUAGUGUUCAAAAACAAUAUAUUAAAAAGUUCAAUUGGGAAAAAGAAUCAAAGUACAAAGCUUCUUUGAAUUAUAUAGAAAUGUAAACCCCCUGAACAAAUAUAAAAAUGAUCCUCUGAUCCCAUACCACUGUUUAUAAGCUGGCUGCACAUUUACU
Molecule: messenger RNA, 1954 nt
Organism: Cololabis saira (Pacific saury)
Lineage: Eukaryota; Metazoa; Chordata; Actinopteri; Beloniformes; Belonidae
Gene: katnal2
Product: katanin p60 subunit A-like 2
Exons: 16
Coding region: 65-1624 (519 amino acids)
Molecular function (GO): ATP hydrolysis activity; protein binding; ATP binding
Source: RefSeq, a predicted model, not a curated record